Molecule: messenger RNA, 1791 nt
Organism: Impatiens glandulifera
Lineage: Eukaryota; Viridiplantae; Streptophyta; Magnoliopsida; Ericales; Balsaminaceae
Exons: 3
Coding region: 122-1636 (504 amino acids)
Molecular function (GO): acetylglucosaminyltransferase activity
Source: RefSeq, a predicted model, not a curated record
UCUCUUCUCCAAAACCUGUUCAUUCUCAUCCAAAACCUUCCUCCCAUGAAUCAAAAUAUCCAAAUCACUUUCCUACUUUCACCUUAACUAAACAAAAAAUCUCGAAUCCAUUGUUUCUUCCAUGAUGAAAACAUCCCAAAAAGAAGAUUCCGGUUCACCGGUUCGAACCGCUCCUAAAUUCAUCAUGCUCUGGAUCAUCUUCUUCAUCUCCAUAACUUACCUUAUUUACACUCUCAAACUCAUCUCAUCUUCCACCUCUAAUCCCUGCAAAUACGAUCUCCUCUUCAACCAUAAUCGUCUCUCUCUCCAUUUAUCUUCACAACCCAUCAAAAAUCAAACAACCCAGAUCCAUAAUCCGUCUUUAACGGUCCAGAUCGGCAACCAAAACACUAAGAUUAGACACAUUGUGUUCGGAAUCGCCGCGUCGGCGAAAUUAUGGGAACAACGAAAGGAAUACAUUAAAUUAUGGUUCAAACGAAAGUCAGGUAUGAAAGGAACGGUUUGGUUAGAUAAACCGGUGAAAACCCAAGCUGGAGAUAAUCUCCUCCCACCUGUGAGAAUCUCCCGUGACACUUCGAGAUUUCCGUACAGAAACAAACAGGGUCAUCGGUCGGCGAUUCGGAUAUCCAGGAUCGUGUCGGAAACUCUCCGGCUCGGCGUUGAUAAAGAUGUGAGGUGGGUUGUGAUGGGGGAUGAUGAUACUGUAUUUGUGACGGAAAAUUUGUUAAGGGUUUUGUCAAAAUACGAUCAUAAUCAGUUUUACUAUAUCGGAAGUUCGUCGGAGAGCCAUUUACAGAAUAUGUAUUUCUCAUAUGGGAUGGCGUACGGCGGCGGUGGAUUUGCGAUUAGUUAUCCAUUAGCGAAAGCUUUGGAGAAGAUGCAAGAUCGGUGUAUAAAGAGGUAUCCGAGUCUUUACGGGUCAGAUGAUCGGAUGCACGCUUGUAUGGCUGAACUCGGAGUCCCACUCACUAAAGAACUAGGUUUUCACCAGUAUGAUGUAUAUGGUGACUUAUUCGGGCUUCUAGCUGCACAUCCAUUAACCCCUCUUGUAUCAUUGCAUCACCUUGAUGUGGUAGAGCCUAUCUUCCCAAACAUGACUCGACUAGAGGCUCUAAACCACCUUCAACUUCCAAUGAACCUAGAUUCAGCAGGUCUAAUGCAACAAUCAAUUUGUUAUGACACCGAAAGAAAAUGGACCAUAACUGUUUCAUGGGGCUUCGCGGUUCAAGUUAUCCGUGGACUCUUACCUCCAAGGGAAGUUGAGAUGCCUUCUAGAACAUUUUUGAACUGGUAUAAGAGAGCUGACUUUAAGGCUUACUCUUUGAACACUAGACCGGUUAGUAGAAAUCCAUGUCAGAAAGCCUUUGUUUUUUACUUAUCGAAGGCUAGAUUGGAUUCUUGGACGAAUCAGACGGUUAGUUCGUAUAGGAAGGAUCAUCGAUUUCCUCAUCCUUUGUGUAAAUGGAGGAUGGAACAUCCGGAUAAACUUGAAGUGGUUGAGGUUUAUAAGAAAAAGGAUCCAGAGCUAUGGAAUAGGUCUCCGAGGAGAAAUUGCUGCAGGAUAUUGGAUUCGGGGAGGAAAAACUUGGCGGUUGAUGUACAUGUGUGUCGAGAAGGGGAGAUUAGUGAGUUAUAGUCAAAAUGUAAAGACGGUUUUAUAUACUUUACCGUCAAUUUUCGUCGAUAGAUCCUUCUCUAUUUUAUUUUAUUUUUGAUCAAAUCCUUUUCUAUUUAACUUUUCUAUUUUUUUUUAUGUGUUUCUCUUUAUUAUACAAAUUAUAAGUUCUUACU